AUGCUGACGCAGACGCGCACGCUGCCGUUCGCGAAGACGCCGCCUUGGUUCACGCGCCUGCUGCCCAUCUGGCAGGGCCUCAUCGAGUUUGAGCUGCGCUUUCCGCUGCCGCCCGAUUCGCUCCGGAAGCUCUCCUCCCCUCCGCCUGCGCCCGCGCCCUCGCCCACGCCCUCGCCCACCUACUACCCCUUCUGGCCGACCCCUCCCCAAGCAGUGCUGCCCACCCCAGUGGCGGGGAGAUUCCAUUGGGAAGAAGAAGCGCCUCACGAGCUGCCGUUUGACUGGCAAUACCCUGCGCUAAGGAGAAAGUGGGAUCAUUUCCGAGCGGAGGCUCCGGCUGAAAGAUGGCACAGCAACCGCCACCGACGAGACCGCCGACGCCUGCACAGAGCUGUCGCCGACUUGCUGCACGCGGACGGGUUGGACGGCGCGGCAUGCGUACGCAGAGCGCGUUGCGAGGCGGCUCUCUCUGCCGCCAAGAAAAUGGACGAAGCAGCGCCAGCAGCAGCGGAAGAAGGAGAUUUCGAAGAAGAAGAAGAAAAACAAGAAGAAGAAGAAGAGAGGUCUAUUUUUGAUGACUUUCUGCGCCUAAUAUUCAUCAUGCCGCCCGAAAACAAAACUACAACGGAAAAUUGCGCAGAUUUAAAAGAAGACUGUCCUUUUUCUCUUUUGGAAGCUUUUGAUUUUGAAUUUCCAUGA
Molecule: messenger RNA, 699 nt
Organism: Gryllus bimaculatus (two-spotted cricket)
Lineage: Eukaryota; Metazoa; Arthropoda; Insecta; Orthoptera; Gryllidae
Source: the annotation of a GenBank genome assembly